Molecule: messenger RNA, 4399 nt
Organism: Trachymyrmex septentrionalis
Lineage: Eukaryota; Metazoa; Arthropoda; Insecta; Hymenoptera; Formicidae
Product: otoferlin-like
Biological process (GO): plasma membrane organization
Cellular component (GO): membrane
Source: RefSeq, a predicted model, not a curated record
GAUGCCUUUCAAGAAAUUCAGGCCGAAGUUCUCUAUCUACCAAGUUUGCAUUACUAUACUCGAAGCAAGACAUUUGCCACAAAAUGCGAACCCGCUGGUCGUCGUCAAAGUUGGAAAUCGCAAGAGAAGGACAGUGAUACGUGAGAAGACUGGCAAUCCUAUUUAUAACGAGUACUUCGUAUUCGACUUCACAUGCAGUUUGGACAAUCUGCUAAACACGAGAAUCACGAUAGCGGUCUAUCUGCGCAACUUUGUUCGACUAAAGUUUCACGGAAACACUUCCUUCGAAGUUGCCACAGUAUGGGAACAACCAGAUCGUCAAUACUAUCAUAAGUGGGCUGUGUUGACAGAUCCAAAGGAUCUGUCGGCAGGUCCGAAGGGUUACGUAAAGUGCAACAUCACGGUGAACGUCAAGGAUGAGAAAGUCAAGGUGCAUCCAGAAAUAUUAGAUGAAGAUGAUAUCGAAGGAAACCUCCUGCUUCCUAUCGGUGGUGAGAAACUGCCGUUCAGGCAACGUGCUCGAUACGUUUUCAUUGUUUAUCGCGCCGACGGUUUACCCGACAUGAGCAGCUUGUGCAGAAAAACCGAUUUCGAGAAUAUUAAUCCCUACGUGCAAAUAUCAUUCGCUGGAAUGAAGGGAACAACGAGUGAAGCAUGGCAAACCUACCGUCCGAAAUUCUACGAGGCUAUAAUUUUCAAGGAGAUGUUCCCCGUUCUCUGCCAUCGUGUGAGAAUCACUAUAAAACACCGUAUCGACAGCUGCCGGACUUGCACCGUAGCAGUACAUAUCCUGGAUAUAACAAAGAUCUCGAAUUCCGGAGAGUAUGGAUUCCUGCCGACUUACGGGCCGUCUUUCAUCCACUUUUACGGAUCCGGCUCCGUGGAAAAGAACGGCUGCUCGGGCAAAUGCUUGACGGCAAUGCCUUUGUAUCGCGGAAGGGUGCUUCUGUCGCUGAAAACUGAAAUGGAUGACCCAGAAGCAUCCCCCGGAAUCGGAGUUAAAACCGUUUCAGCAUCUCCCAUUAUUGAAGAGACAAGAUUAGAGAAACUGGAGACUCUUAUGGCUGUUGAGAAUCCUAUAGCUUUCGAAGCUUACAAUGAAACUAUUCGCACAUUAAAAGCUCACUGUGUGCGAUAUUUAGACGCGUUGGACACUGACAGGUAUGAAUCCAAAGGAGGAACCACUAAACUUGAUCGUCAUCGUGCAAGUUUGUGCCGUAAAAAUGUCGAAGAUGUACUUACGAGGAUUAAGAUCAACGGUGAACUUCCUAAUAACAAUUACAUGAGGAUUGCGAUGAUUCAUGCGUAUCAUUAUUAUAAAAAAUUGAGGAAUCUGUGCGAUGAUCCCCAACACAGUCUUCCGGAUGUUUUUGUCUGGAUGAUCGCUGGCUCGAAACGAGUCGCAUACUCGCGUCUGUCAGCCGAGCAGAUCGUCUACUCUGAGGAAGCGACCAAAAUGGGCGGGAAAUGCGGUCGGCGAAUCAAUCUGUUCCCCAGGAAUCCGGACGACGAAAGCGAGCCUGUCGAAUAUAGCGCCUGCAAAAUCGAGGCAUUUUUGUGGCUCGGCAAUGCGAGGUACGCCGCCGCGUGUUGGAGUGCAAUUCCGCCGGGAUACGAGAUCGAUCACGGCAGAAAUGUCGACACGUUCCCGAAGUACAUCGAGUACAAUCAGUUCUCGACGUUUCAGUUGAGAGCUCACAUAUUCCAAGGUCGCUUUGAUCCCGGAAUGGACGCUUCCGGCUUGUUGGAUUCGUAUAUACGAGUCGCGUUUCAAGGAUACACGGCUUCCACGCGGGUGAUAAGACAAAGUUUAGAUCCAUUUUGGGAUCAGACAUUAAUUUUUCCUCCAAUUAUUUUGCAUGGCAAUAAGGAGUAUACUAAAUUUUUACCACCCGAAGUCGUCUUACAGGUUUUACAGCAUGAUUUAUGCAGCACGAGGGAAUUCUGUGGCAAGUGUAUCGCGAUGCCAUUAGUGAAACUCACCACGGAAACUUACUCACCGCCUGAUUUUCCACCGAAAUUAGAGUGGUACAAAUUCCAACCACAGAAAGAUUGCAUCGGUUCAGUUCUCGCCGCUUUUGAGUUGAUAGAAAUAGAGAACAAAGAGAUUGCGGACGUUCCGAUGGAUGUGUCAGUAGAGGACAAGAUUUACAGCAUCCCAUCGGAUAUCAGACCGAAAAUGACGAGCUACAGGCUGGAGGUAAUCUUUUGGGGUGUUCGCGAUAUGAGAAAGAUAAAAUAUAUACCGGUACGUAGGCCGAGAAUUAUAGUGGAAUGCGCCGGAGUGCACAUCAAAUCGGAGGUGAUGAAGAACGCUAAGAAAUUCAGCAACUUUGAGGAACCAUACAUUAUGAUCGAACUGGAAAUGCCGGAGCUCGACAUUUACUAUCCGAGCAUCACUAUAAAGGCUUACGAUUCGCGCGGAUUUGGCUGCUUUAAAUAUGCUGGAAUCUGUAUUAUCCCUAACAUCCAUGUCUUCCUGGAGCAAUUAAUAACCGAGGAAGAUUAUGAUGUGCAGAUAUACGAGUCGAAAUUCAUGCAGAAAUUCCAGUUGGCGAAACGGCAGACGGCAAUAGUGUUACCUUUGCCAAUCGAUUAUAGUCCGUCGAAGGAGGAGAGCAAAGGUCUCAUUGCGUAUAAGAGAAUGGCUGCAACGGACAUCCGUUCUAAGCUGAAGAGGUUGCUUGUAAUCAUGAAGAGGAUAUUAAAAUUCAAGAUCUUUACCAAGAGAAAGAAAGUGAAAAUUUACAAAGAUAGCGAUGAUGAAACUCUCGAUUGGUGGAGUAAAUAUUUUGCCUCCCUUCAGGAAGAGAGAAAUAGAGAAUUGGGAAUCACGACAGCGUAUCGUCGUAAACCCGUGACGACGUUCAAGGUACUAUUUAAUGCACUUCCCAAACUAGAGUGCUUAGACACUGAAAUCAGAUCUAUUCUACGGAGCUGGAGAUGCAGCCGCAGUUCGAAGGAUUUCAAGACCGACUUCGCACAUUUGAAUUGUGGCGCGGAAGGAAGGGAGAAAAUCCCGAGUAUGCCGGAGAUAAUUACGCCGGCAAAUUUAAGCGUGUUCGAGAUGGAGGCAAGCUUCCCACAGGAUUAUAUGUUGGAGAUUCAAGUGUGGGAUUUCGAUGUUACGACGGCUGAUGAUUUGAUCGGCGUGACGCAAAUUGACAUCGAAAAUCGAUUUUACAGUCGGCAUCGGGCGCAUUGUGGAAUCGCAAAUGUUUAUAGCACUGCUGGUUACAACGUCUGGAGGGAUCGAGAGAAACCUGUACAGAUUCUGGAGCUCCUCUGUAGGAAGAACAAUUUACCGCUACCGGAAUACGGAGAACACGAGAUUAAGAUUGGCAAGCAAGCAUUUCCCUUCCACGCCGUGAUCGAACACGAAAGCGUCGACAGAGAAGAAUACAUGGCUCUCAGUGUGCUUCAUCACUGGCAAGAUUUUCCUAUUUGCGGAUGCGCUCUGGUACCGGAGCACGUCGAGAGACGGCCACUUUUCAACGUUAAGAGACCCGGUCUCGAGCAGGGCAAACUCGAAAUGUGGAUCGACAUGUUUCGAAUAGAACAAUUGCCACCGAAACCGGCGGUCAACAUUGCUCCUCCAAUACCGGAGGAAUAUGAAAUUCGCGUUAUUGUUUGGAAUACCGAAGACGUGCCAUUGACUGAGAGCCAAUUCCUCACCGGAGAAAAAUGCUCCGACAUUUAUGUCAAAGGAUGGAUUCAAUACGAGAAUUACCAAAAAACCGACAUUCACUAUAACUCUCUGACCGGUGAGGGUAACUUCAAUUGGAGAUUCGUAUUUCGCAUCACAUAUUCGAAAGGCGAGAAUGUUAUGAUAGUUCGCAGAAGAAUGUCUGUGUUCGCUACAAAUGAAGUCGAAGAGAAGUUGCCUUGCAAGCUUCAUCUACAAGUCUGGGACAGUGAUCAUUUUUCUUCGGAUGAUUUUCUAGGAGAGUUGACACUAGACCUGUCCAGAAUGCCGCGUGGAAGUUCAAACUCCAAAAACUGUACGCUGAAAUUACUCGAACCGCAAUUACCUACAAUAAAUUUAUUCAAAGUUACUCGGACUAGAGCUUGGUGGCCUUUUGUGCGUGGUAUUGACAGCGGUAGAUAUAUUCAAGCGGGUAAAAUUGAACUGGAAAUAUUCUUGUUGAAAGCAAUAGAUGCAGAUAAUGAACCGGCAGGCAAAGGAAGAGAUCCACCUCAAAAUCUUCCACCCCCGAGACGACCCGAUACUUCAUUCUCUUGGUUCCGCAAUCCAUGGAGAGCGUGUUGUUUCGUCGUUUGUCGCUAUUAUAAAUGGCGAAUUCUAUGCUGUCUUACGUGUACACUAUUUGUGCUUUUAGUAGCAUGCGGGAUUUACGCUUUUCCAGGAUACUUUGUUAAACGUCUCUUAGGCGCUUAG